AUGGAGGAUAAGAAGACCAAGCUUAAAAUCGCAGUGACGUUAAUUUCUCUCGCAGCGGCGGCAGUUACGAUAGCCUUCACGGCGGCGCAUUACCGGAGGCGGCGGAAGGCUAGAAGUUCGUGCUACUUGCACGCUGAAGGAAAGCCUCAGUUCUCUUUCAGGAGAGUGUUGGCUGACAAUUCGUUCUCUCACUUCAAGCACUUGAAGCGCAGUAGUGCGUCGAGCAACGAAGAGAAUGGUUCCAAUUUGCAUCCUUAUGAACAAGAGAUUAAGGCUUUGUUGGAGAAACCACCAGUUGACUUCAAAUUGGAUAGCACUGGUUGGAAUAGCAAAGUCAGCAGUUCAUAUGUUUGGGUUGAGACUGAAUCUCAGUUGAAGGAGCUAGCAGAUUUGCUGAGCAACGAGAGAGCUUUCGGCGUUGACACGGAACAGCAUAGCCUACGGUCUUUUCUUGGCUUCACUGCUCUGAUUCAGAUAUCUACUCGAACUGAAGAUUAUUUAUUGGACACAAUUGCAUUACAUGAUGCAAUGGCAGUUCUAAGGCCGGUUUUUGCUGAUCCAAAUAUAUGCAAGGUAUUCCAUGGAGCAGACAAUGAUGUGCUCUGGCUACAAAGAGACUUCCACAUAUACAUUGUUAAUUUGUUUGAUACUGCAAAAGCUUGUGAGGUGUUGUCAAAACCACAAAAAUCACUAGCAUACUUACUUGAAACCUAUUGUGGCGUAUACACAAACAAAUUGCUACAGCGAGAAGACUGGAGACAACGUCCCUUAUCGGCAGAGAUGUUAGAAUAUGCUCAGACAGAUGCACACUAUCUAUUAUAUAUUGCACGUUGUUUAAUUGAGGAACUGAGACAACAUGAUAUAGAUAACUCAACUUCUUUAGAUGAAAAACCGCAUUAUGUUGUUGAGGCAACUCGUCGUUCAAACAUGAUAUGUAUGCAAGUAUACACAAAAGAGAUUGAUCUUUAUCCGGGCGAGGCUGCUGCAUCAUCAAUUCUUUCCCGUCAUUUCGAUGUUCAUGAAGGUUCAUCAACUUCAAGUGAGAAACAGGAUCUCGUAAGACGUCUGUGCACUUGGAGAGAACUGAUGGCUCGGGUGCAUGAUGAGAGCUUAAGAUAUGUAUUACCAGACCAAGCUGUUGUGUCUCUGGCAGAAAAUGUUCCUACGAAUCUGACCGAACUCUCUCAGCUUAUUGCUCAUGUUGAUCAUGAUUCUGAUCCUGUGAAUCCCAAUUGUUUUCUUCCUCCUCUGUCACCUGUUGUCACGAGUCAUUUGGAUGAUUUAUUUUGCUUAAUUCAAGAGAAAGAAAGCAAACUCGAUGACAUAAUUUCUAUCAUUCUCCAAACAUGUCUUGGUGAAAACGGGAGUUGCCCAUUGUCUAUCUAUAAUUAUGCUCUUCUGGUGAACUGUGACUUCAAAUUAACAAGACGAACGGUGUCGAAACAAAAUGGGAUUAGAGGUUCAAAAAAGGCUUCACGGAAGGGUUCACGAGCACGACAGCAUUUUGUUGAGAAGUUCUCCUGUAAAUCUCCAGUAUAUCAUAACUGUAGGAUUUAUGCAGACGAUGGACGUUUGCUUUGUUAUUGUGACCGGAGAAAGCUCGAAUGGUAUCUCCGCCGAGAUUUAGCAAAGCUUGUUGAUGAUGAUCCUCCUGCCAUAAUGCUACUUUUCGAACCUAAGGGCCGCCCGGAGGAUGAAGACAAUGAUUUCUACAUCCAGAGCAAGAGAAAUAUCUGUGUCAGCUGUGGUGAAGGGGGUCACUACUUACGGUAUCGAGUAAUACCUUCAUGCUACAGAAUACACUUCCCUGAGCAUUUGAAAAGCCACCGUUCUCAUGAUAUCGUCCUACUUUGUGUGGACUGUCACGAAGUUGCUCAUGCUGCUGCUGAGAAGCACAAAAGGAAAAUCGCUAUCGAGUAUGGCAUACCACUGUUUGUUCGUAAAGUGGUGGAUUCUAAAGAAGCCUCCACAGCAAUACCUGAAUCAGCUUCAUCGAUAGGCAAUGUGGAGGAGGAAGGUGUGUCUCCCUUACAACUGCGAACAGCUGCCAUGGCCCUUCUGCGUCAUGGGAAAGGAAUGCCACCCAAGCGAUAUGAUGAACUGAGACAGAUUGUGAUGCAAUACUAUGGGGGAAGAGAAGUGUCACAAGAAGAUUUGGAAAAGGCUUUGAUGGUUGGAAUGAGCCCUCAUGAGAGAAGACGGUUUCAGAAAAAAAGGGGUGCAUCUUCACAACUUCCUCUUGGGGAUCUUCAGGCGGAACAAGUAAACCACUAUAAUUCAGCCUGUAAAAUGGAACCACUUCUCUUACAAAAGGAUCAAGACUUUCUGGCUGAGAAAGACGCUGACGAAAGCAUGGGAAUGGUCUCUGCUGCUACUGUUGCUGAGAAGGUGAACCCUGACGAAAGUGACGGUUCUAACAGAAGAGAUAUUGACAUUGAAAAUACUGACGUCAUCCAGUCCAUCAGUGCAUCAAAUGGGGCAGGAGAAGAUUCAAUUUAUUCAUCUAAGAACAACUCCAAAUUAUCUCUGCUUGGACAUGGGCCCCAUGGGAAACAAGUCGUUGAGCUUAUAAUGAAGGAGGAAGGAGAGGAAGGCAUCGGCCAGUUUUGCCAGAGAUGGAGGCAAGUCUUCGUGGAAGCACUGAACCCUCGGUUCUUACCUGGAGGGUGGACUGUGAUGCACAGUGGCAGAAGGGACUUUGGUGAGUUCAGUGUGUACAAUCCUGCCAAGAAAGUUCCAGGCGCCUAA
Linum trigynum is the source of this 2748-nucleotide messenger RNA. NCBI's taxonomy places the organism in Eukaryota, Viridiplantae, Streptophyta, Magnoliopsida, Malpighiales, Linaceae. The record is from the annotation of a GenBank genome assembly.